Purpureocillium lilacinum is the source of this 2031-nucleotide messenger RNA. The record is from RefSeq and is a predicted model, not a curated record. NCBI's taxonomy places the organism in Eukaryota, Fungi, Ascomycota, Sordariomycetes, Hypocreales, Ophiocordycipitaceae.
AUGGCUCUAGCCUCUCCAGUCCUAAGCAAGGCUGGAGAUGGCGAUUGGGCAGGACCUUAUGCUAAAGCAAUCGCCGCCCUGCCGCGAUUGUCACAGCAAGACAAGAUCAAUAUGGUUACCGGUUAUAGUCGGGAUGAGAGCUGCACCGGGUUGACACGGGUAGUUCCUUCUAUUGGGUACCCGGCUCUCUGUCUCCAGGAUGGCCCUCUCAAUGCGACAGUCUUUCCGGCUGGGAUCCAGGCGGCCAGCACAUGGGAUACGUCGCUGAUCUAUUCGAGAGGGUUUGCUCUCGGCACCGAGUCAAAAGCGGCCGGCGUCCAUGUCCUCCUCGGGCCAGCGGGUGGUCCUCUUGGGAAGAUUCCAGCCGGAGGUCGGAAUUGGGAAGGAUUCUCCCCUGAUCCUUACCUAACAGGCAUCGCAAUGGCAAACACCAUUAACGGUAUGCAAGCAGCUGGGGUUCAAGCUUGCGCAAAACAUGUCAUUGGCAAUGAACAAGAGAAAAAUCGGCACACAAUCAGCUCGAACAUCGACGAUCGGACAAAUCAUGAGCUCUAUCUCUGGCCUUUUGCUGACGCCAUUAAAGCUAACGUCAGCUCAAUCAUGUGUUCGUACAACUUGGUCAAUCGCACUCAUGCUUGUGAAAAUAAGCUGCUGCUGCAGGGCCUGCUAAAGGACGAGCUUGACUUUCAAGGAUAUAUUGUGAGCGACUGGGGUGCGCAGCACUCUACAGCCGAGAGCGCCAAUGCCGGGUUAGAUAUGGCCUUCCCUUUCCCAACUGAUGACCCAGUAUACUGGGGCGGAUAUAGCAACAAUGUCUCUCAAAGCCGUCUUGAUGACAUGGUCACACGUAUCUUGGCCGGAUGGUAUUUAGUGGGCCAAGACAGUGGCUACCCUCCUUCGAACGGCUCUGUGCCGAAUGACCACAAGAUGUUGGCAAGGAAAAUAGCGCGAGACGGCAUCGUUCUUCUGAAGAAUGAUAACAACACACUACCUCUGAAGAAAUCCGACAGGUUGGCGAUAAUCGGGGCAAAUACCACCGCGGACACAGUGUAUCAAGGUGGCGGCUCGGGAGCUGCGGAAGCUCCACAACUCGUGGCUCCACUUGAUGCAAUAAUGAAAGCAGGCACGGUUGUUGCGAACUCGACUAGCAAUGACCCAAGCAACGGCGCUUCGGCGGCAAACGCAGCAGCGACGGCGGUGGUAUUUCUCAGCUCUUAUUCAGCCGAAGAGUUUGAUGGAGGCGACCGAUCUAAUUUAAACCCUGAUAGGAGCGGCAACGAACUUGUGGAAGCGGUCAACAAAACUGGAAAGCCUACGAUCGUCGUGAUCCAUAGCGUUGGGCCACUAAUUCUCGAACCCAUCCUGGCACUUCGUAACGUGGUUGCCAUUAUUUGGGCCGGCCUUCUAGGACAGGAGUCCGGAAAUGCGCUGGUCGACGUACUCUAUGGGGAUUCAACGCCGUCUGGAAAGCUCCCUUACACGAUUGCGACGAAGGAGGCCGACUACGGGACUGCCAUCACCAACGAAGCCAGUGACGAUUUCCGGGAGGGACUCUAUAUUGAUUACAGACACUUUGACAAAGAAGGCCUGGAGCCAAGAUAUGCGUUCGGGUAUGGUCUUUGUAAGUCAUACACCACAUUCGACUAUGCCGACCUUACUGCGUUUCUGAUAGAGGAACCCGCUACGAAUACGCUUGCUCCUGGCGGCAACACGAGCCUUUACGACACCAUCGCUAAUGUGUCUGUGACGAUCAAGAAUACCGGCAACCGUGUCGGUGCCGAAGUAGCUCAACUCUACGUCGGCCUCCCUCCUUCGGUGCCAGAUACGCCGGCCAAGCAGCUUCGCGGCUUCAGGAAGAGAAGCUUCCAACCCGGCGAGCAUGGGACAGUUACGUUUGAACUGAGGAGGAAGGACCUGAGCUACUGGAAUGUAACAUCCCAGGAAUGGGUCAUGCCCAGUGGAGUGUUCAAUAUCUCUGUUGGUGCAAGCUCGCGCGACAUAAGGUUAACAAAUACCAUAACUAUCGACUAA